Gilbertella persicaria is the source of this 708-nucleotide messenger RNA. Its product is annotated as Ribokinase-like protein. The transcript is spliced from 9 exons. The record is from RefSeq and is a predicted model, not a curated record. Lineage: Eukaryota; Fungi; Mucoromycota; Mucoromycetes; Mucorales; Choanephoraceae. Gene Ontology annotation, biological process: metabolite repair. Gene Ontology annotation, molecular function: ATP-dependent NAD(P)H-hydrate dehydratase activity. Bases 1 to 708 code for a protein of 235 amino acids.
AUGCAUAAAGGACAAGCAGGCCGAAUAGGUGUUGUGGGUGGCUCAGAAGACUACACCGGCGCACCUUUCUUUAGCGGCAUUGCUUCCAUGAAAGUGGGUGUAGACCUCUGUCAUAUAUUUUGUGAGCCUGGUGCAGGCACAGUAUGCUAUAAAAUAAACAAACAAACAAAUAUUCAUGCUUCCAUAAUAGACUUGAUUGUUCAUCCCUAUAUGCGUACAAAAGAAAAGCUAGAAGCUGAUUUAAGUAUCGAUAAGAUUGUUGAUCGUGUUUCAAGUGUAUUCUCAAGACUCCAUGUGUUGGUUGUCGGACCAGGCCUUUCCAGAGACGAAGUCAUGCAGGAAACAACACGACACUUGAUUCAGCGUGCACGCAAGCAGAACAUGGCUAUCGUCAUUGAUGCAGACGGACUCUAUCUUGUUCAACAACAUCCCGAAGCUGGUGUAGAAGGUUCAGGCGAAGAAGCUGCAAAAAAACUCGCUCAAUCGUUUGGUGGUCUCACUGUUGUCCAAAAAGGUUCUGAGGACUGUAUCACCAAUGGCAGCGAAGUCUUAAAAUGUGAUACUGAAGGUGGGGAUAUUCUUUCGGGAGCCAUUGCGGCUUUUUUAGCUUGGGGAAAAGCUUAUGAAGAUGGCGUAUGGAGAUCUGUCCUUACCUCACACAUGUUGGAAGAAAUCGGCUCUUCCUAUGAUCAGUUCAUGAAACACUAA